AAGUAACAAAAACAAAAGAAAAAACAAUUGUUGAGAAACCCACAACAUGUGAGAAACCCAGCAGCGCCGGAACCCCAACACUAUAAAGUCCCCUCUUUCUCUCACAAUUCCAAUUCCAAUCAAAAUAAUCUCCAAUUUUCUCUCACUUUCUUCUCCUUAAUUUCUCUCUCAGAAACUUCAAUUGGGGCUCAAAGGGUAUAGAAAAAAAAAAAAAAAAACUAGGGUUGUGAGAAAAUGCGAAUGAGUUGUAAUGGGUGUCGUGUGUUGCGAAAAGGGUGCAGUGAAGAUUGUAGCAUAAGACCGUGUUUGGAAUGGAUCAAGAACCCAGAAUCGCAGGCUAAUGCCACCGUUUUUCUUGCUAAGUUCUAUGGUCGUGCUGGCCUCAUGAAUCUCAUCAACGCGGGCCCUCAAAACCUCCGACCAGCGAUUUUUCGUUCGUUGUUGUACGAGGCAUGUGGUCGAAUUGUAAACCCAAUUUACGGGUCAGUGGGUUUGUUAUGGUCGGGGAGCUGGCAGCUGUGUCAAGCCGCCGUGGAAGCCGUUUUGAAAGGCGAGCCGAUCACACCGAUCACAUCGGAAGUGGCGGCGAAUGGGCGGGCCCCACCUCUGAAGGCAUGCGACAUUCGCCACGUGUCCAAAGACGAAAACUCGGCGAACCGGACUCAAAAGGCCAAGACUCGAGUCCGGGUUAAGCGAACCGGCGGCGACGUAGUUAUCAAACCGAAAGCCUCGAAGGCGACUGGGUUUGUUCCGGUUGAACCGGAGGCGAACCAGACUACGAGUCAUGAGUCGGGGCUGAGCCACUUGUCGGAAGCGGCGGCCAUUGUGGAAGGAGAGAGCAAAGAGAGUGAAAGUGUGGUGUCGGUGGAAACUUGCAACCUAUUCGGUGAGACAAAGACGAGUGAUCGAACCGGUGAAAGUAGUGAUGAAAUUGGUUUGGAAUUGAGGCUUGGGUUUGAACCGGUUUCACGUGAGCAUCACAUGAUUCCGAUGAAGAAGAGAAGAAUAGAAGUGAAAAGUAGCUGUGACUCAAUGGAGUUAGGACUUGAGUCCUCGGCUUGAAAAUAAUGGCUCGCAUAGUUUUUUAUGAGAAAACAACACUUUUUCUCUUGAAUCUUGUAGGUGAAAUGAUAAGUUUAGAAUUUUUUUUUUUUUACUUUUUCUUUUUCGGUUUAAUCUCUGUGAAUGAGUUGUUGUACAAAAUGGUUAAUAUCUUCGAUAAAUGGAGGAAAGUUUCGCUUCUUUUGUUUCA
Molecule: messenger RNA, 1252 nt
Organism: Vigna unguiculata (cowpea)
Lineage: Eukaryota; Viridiplantae; Streptophyta; Magnoliopsida; Fabales; Fabaceae
Product: LOB domain-containing protein 41-like
Biological process (GO): regulation of gene expression
Source: RefSeq, a predicted model, not a curated record